Molecule: messenger RNA, 5886 nt
Organism: Triticum aestivum (bread wheat)
Lineage: Eukaryota; Viridiplantae; Streptophyta; Magnoliopsida; Poales; Poaceae
Product: zinc finger CCCH domain-containing protein 19
Exons: 12
Coding region: 355-5622 (1755 amino acids)
Molecular function (GO): protein binding; DNA binding; metal ion binding
Source: RefSeq, a predicted model, not a curated record
CCCCAACUCCAAUCCAAAACCGAUGCGGCUCCAAAAUCCUCCUUCCUAUAGUCGUCUCGCCGCAACCGCCGCCGUGCCCUAGAGCUGCCGCCGUUUGCCGCUCCCCGCUCGCCGCCGACGCCGCAGGCCCCCCAAACCCCCGCCGCGGCCUCUCGCGCGCGUCGCCGCCGUCCCCGCCCCACCUCGUCGGCCCCCCGCGCCGCCCCCGCCCUCCCCGCGUCCUCGGGCAUUGAUUUCCGAGGUACGAGCUCCCUCGGUCUGGUUAUCCGGCGGUUGGCCGCUUCAAUCCCGGGCUAACCCCGACGAAGUCUGCGUGCGUCCAGGCCCGUCCCUGUCCCCGGCGCAGCGGAGGCCAUGCCGACCACCCCGGACAUCGUGCUGGAGGGCGACGGCGGCGGAGGGGCCGAGAAGCCUGAGGAGGACGCCCAGGCCGCUGGAGACGACGUGGCGGCGGGGGAGACUGUGGGUGUUGCUGACGACUCUGAUCCGGCUGAUGAGAAGCCCGAGGAGGGCGCUGGCGGCGCUGGGUUGCAGUCGAAUGAGGAGGGCGCUGACGCUGUGGAUGAUCCCGCAGGCCUGGGUGCUUCCCUGGCUGAUGUCGGUUCCGACCAGACUAGUCAGGGGAUUCAUGAUGGUGCUGACGAGGCUGAUCAAUUUGGACUCGGUGCACAAGACGAUGCUCCUCUUAUUGUGGAUAGUGAUAUUGCGGUUAGUGAUUAUGGGGUGGAUGCUCAGGAUGAGGACGGGGCGCCAAUGGAUGCGGUUGCUGCAACCGAGUUAAUUGAUAGGGAUGCAGAGCUUGUCAAAGAAGACGAUGAUGUUGCAGAGGAGGGCACAGAGGUGGAUACACAUCCCUCAACUGGAAAUGACGAUGGAGAGGAAGCGGUUGCAGCAGCAAUGGAUGCUCAGGAUGAGGGGAGGCAAAUGGAUGCAGUUUCCAUCAGUAGAGAUGUCGAUGAGGAGAAAGCUGCCGGUGCGGUUGGUGUUAAUGCCACAGGUGAGGACAUACAGGUGGAUGCAGUUGACCCGACUGUAGUUGAUAGUCAGGAAAAGGAGAUCUCUUCAGCUGGUGAUGAUGGUGCAGGUGAGAAGGGCACGGCUGGAGUUGAGGGUGAAAAAGAUGUCACGGCUGCCCAAAAUGUUGCUGAAGAAGCUGAACUCGACAUGAUUGAUAAUGUUGUUGCAGAGGAGGUCACAGAGAUGGAUAUUCUUGCCUCAACUGGAAAUGGCAAUGAGGAUGAAGGGAUCGUAACAGCUGGUGAUGCUUCUGCAGAUGCGGGGACGUCGAUGGAUGCAGUUUCCAUCAGUAGAGAUGUCAAUGAGGAGAAAUGUACCGAUGCAGCUGGUGUUGGUUCCACAGAUGAGGACAUGCAGGUAGAUGAAGGCGGAGAUCAGGAAAAAGAGGCUGGUGAUGAUGUUGCAGAUGAGGAGGGUGUUGAAAAACAUGUGGUUACUAUGACUGGAGAAGAUGAAGAAGAUGAUAUGGCUGAGCAAAACAUCGCUGAAGAGGCUGACAGUGUUCCGGAAGAAGUUGACUUGGCUGGUGAUGUACCUGAAGAAGAGGAUGUGCAGAUAUAUGAGGAUGACGAUGAUGACGAACCUCCACCGUUGGCACGAAGAGGUGUAGGGCGCCCAAAACGAGGUCGUGCAUCUUCGAAGGCUCAGGCUGUGGUGAAGCCAUCUGUUAAAAGGAAGGAUGAGGAGGAGGUGUGCUUCAUUUGCUUUGAUGGUGGUGAACUUGUGAUUUGUGAUCGUAGGUUUUGUCCCAAGGCUUAUCAUCCUUCUUGUAUUAAUCGGGAUGACGAUUUCUUCAAGUCAAAGGGCCAAUGGACUUGUGGGUGGCACAUUUGUAGCAACUGUCAGAAGCCUGCUCGCCAAAUGUGUUACACAUGUACCUUCUCGUUAUGUAAAGUGUGCAUUAAAGAGACAAACUUCAUCUCUGUCAGAGGAACUAAAGGCUUCUGUGAGACAUGCCUGAAUACUGUGAUGCUGAUAGAGAACAAAGAGGAGGCAACUGAGCAAAUGGAUGUAGAUUUUGAUGACAAAGAUAGCUGGUGGUCUUUGUUCAAGGAUUAUUGGCUGAAUUUGAAAGAGAAGUUACCAUUGCCAUAUGCAGAAGUAUCAGCCGCUAGGCGUCUAAAUAAUAGAUCUCAUCUUAGUGAACUACCUGAAGCUAAUGAUGAAGAGGAGGCUAAUUCAGACAGUUCACCAAAAACGAGGGGAAAGAAGCGAUUAAAGCGUGCUGCUGACGAGGACAGCUCCAAAGGGAAAGGCACCACUCGUAAAUAUACUAAACAAGGCUCAGUUAGCCGUGAUGCUAAGCCUAAGAAGCCUAGAGGUGCAAAGGCUAGACAACUGUCAAAGCGUGCUUCAAGCAGUGAUCAUGGACCAAAAGAAUCUGAAAGUGUGGGGACAUCGACAUCCUCAGCUGAGGAUACUAGUUGGGCCUCAAAGGAGCUCUUGGAUUUUGUUGCACAUAUGAGGAAUGGUGACAAAUCAGUGCUAUCUCAGUAUGAAGUUCAACGCCUUGUACUUGAGUAUAUUGCACGUGAAAAUCUGCGGGAUCCUCGCGGGAAAAGCAUGAUAGUUUGUGAUUCUUGGCUCCAAAGUCUCUCUGGGAAAGAACGUGUUGGGCAUUUUGAAAUGCUGAAGCUUCUUGAAUCUCAUUUUCCUUUGGCUGAGGUCUCACCAGCUGAUAUCGAUGGCAACCAUGGUGGUGUUGUAGACCCUGAUCCUAGCCAGGACGCUGAUGGUAACAGUGAAGCAUCAGUUGUGAUGAGUUCAGAAAAAAGAAGGAAAUCACGGAAGUAUGAUCACAGAGCUCUGCAAACGAACCUUGAUGACUUUGCCGCGAUAGACAACCAUAAUAUCGGCUUGAUAUACCUGCGUCGCAACCUAAUGGAAGAGUUGAUAGGUGAUGCUGACACAUUUAAUGAGAAGGUUCUUGGAGCAUUUGUGAGAAUACGUAUAUCUGGUACAGGUCAAAGGCAAGACAUCUAUCGACUUGUGCAGAUUGUCGGGACUGGAACAGCUGUUGAGAAGUAUAAAUGUGGGAAAAAGGCAACUGACAUAACAUUAGAGAUACUAAACUUGGACAAGAAAGAGGUUAUUACUAUUGACAUAACCUCAAAUCAAGAAUUCACUGAGGAGGAAUGCAAACGUUUACGGCAAAGCAUAAAGUGUGGAUUCAUUUCAAGACUGACGGUGGUAAUGUUAUUGUUAUUACAUACUAUUAUGUUGUGUUUGUGUUACGGUGCACUGUUUUUCUAUUGUAACCAUCCCAUCUUCCAGGGAGAGAUUCAGGAGAAGGCAAGGGUUCUCCAGUCUGUGAAAGUCAAUGAUUGGAUUGAAAGUGAAAAGAUGCGUCUUGCGCAUCUUCGUGACCGUGCCAGCGAUAUGGGCCAUAGGAAAGAGCUUAGAGAAUGUGUAGAGAAGCUGAAGCUUCUAAGUACUCCAGAGGAGCGUGCUCGUAGGCUAAAGGAAGAACCUGAAAUACAUGCUGACCCCGCCAUGGAUCCGAAUUAUGAAUCUCCAGAAGAACCAGAGGAGGAUGCUGAGAGAAGUAGCUUCAGUAGGCCGAGAGGUUCUUUCUCUAGGAAAGAUAUCAAUCCAGUGUCUCCUGGUAAAGGAGAGGGUAGGAACGCUGCACGAGAUUCAAGAACUAACUGGGAGUCAAACCGAAACACAUGGUCAAGUACACAAUUGGAAUCGCCUCAUGGACGGAGAUCUACAUUUUCUUCUCAUGGUGAAAGUGCUGGUUACACAGGUAAAUCAGAGAGUCCAAACGUCAGUACACAAAAAGUUAAUGUGGAAGCCACGGCAGCUAAUACUCCACAUGGGCCAUCUGUUAUCUCAUCUCAAACUCUAACGGCUAAUUUAAUGUCGCCAACGCCAGCAUCACAGUCAACAGUCAAUGAGUCUGAAAAGAUAUGGCAGUACAUGGACCCCUCUAAUAAAAUCCAAGGCCCCUUUUCAAUAGUUCAGCUGCGCAAAUGGAACAGCAGUGGGUACUUCCCUCAUAAUUUGAAAAUAUGGAAGUCUAAUGAGAAGCAGGAGGACUCAAUAUUGUUGCCUGAUGCUUUGGCUGGGAAGUUUGAGAAAGACCUGCCUCCGUGGGAACCACCACUUGGUAGCUCUUCUCAAACGGACAGAGGUUACUUGAGAAGCAGCUCAGAUGUAGGUGCUAGACCCUCUGGUGACUCCCUUGUGGAAAGGACAAAAACCGGUGAACAUAUUUCAAAAUCAGCAGUUUUAAAUAAGUCACAGUCUUUCCCGGAUACAACAAAUCCUGGAACAACUGUGAUCCAGCCUGGCGCACAAAGUUAUUAUGGUACGCAGAAUCCUCAGGCAGCUUUUGCAAGCCAACAAUCUCUCAUUGAAAGUUGGAAUGCAUCCUCAAGUCAGUUUGGUGCUGCAGUAAAUCCUAUGGCACUUCCUCAGCCAACCAUAGGAGGAGGCUUUUCAGGGCAGAAUAAUGCGGUUGCAGGAAAUGUAGGUCAGCUGACUCCUGUACCAGCUCCUGCAACAGUGGGCACAGAAAUAGUUAAUUCGCAGUCUUCAGAUCGUGGACUAGCUCAGCCCGGAGCUGCGCCAUCAAACACUCAGCAAUUUGAAGAUGCAAGGAACCAAUCAACCGACGCCUCCAACACGACACAGCUGAUGACACAUGCACAAGUGGCAAACACAUCUGGCCAAGCUCAGGGGGCUGGAAAUACGAACUGGGGAUCCACACUUCAGAGUAAUGCAAACAUGGCCUGGGGAAUGAUGGGACAGACUAAUAUGAACAUGCCCUGGCCAGCACAAGGUGCCGCCAGCUACAACAUGGGUAUGACCAUGCCAACACAGCAAAAUGCAGUCCAAAACAUGGGCUGGGUCACACCAAAUCCAGGAAACACCAACUUGAAUAUGGCGUGGGCUACAAAUCAAGGCCAAGGGACUCCAAAUGCAGCUGCUAUGAUGGGAGCUCAGAUGCAAGGAGUUGCGAUGGCCCCUUGGGGCGGUGCCAUUGCGCAAGGAAAUGCAAAUUCUUAUCCUGGUUGGGUGCCCCAAGUUGGAAACGCAAGUCAAAAUGCCGGUGGCUGGAGUGCUCCUCCGCAGGGAAAUUCAGGUCCUAACCCUGUAAAUGGCACAGGCCAGGGGAAUAAUAACGUGAACUGGAAUUCACCAAGUGGGAACCCGACAUGGAACAACCAGCAGGAUUUUAAUGGUGGUGGCUCGCGUGGGAGGUCAUGGAGGCCUCAGUCUGGGGGUCGGGGGUCACGGCCGCCGUGCCAUGUCUUCCAGAGGUCUGGUCGCUGCAACAAAGAGCAUUGCUCCUAUUCCCAUACGCCAGGAGACGAGGGAUAUUCACAGAGAAACGAUCGCCACUUUGAUAGGCGGCCUUCGAGCAACGAGAGACCUCAGCAUGACAGGCGGCCUUCGAGCAACGAGAGACCUCAGCAUGACAGGCGGCCUUCGAGCAACGAGAGACCUCAGCAUGACAGGCAAAACGAUAAACAUUUUGAUCGUCAAGUGUCAGGCAGCGAGAGGCAGCAGGAUAGGCCCAACAGCAGGCAGAGCGGCUGGGAUGGCUGGGAUAACGGUGGGAAGGCUGAUAGGUCAGAAUCAAAAGAGGGGCAGUAGAACCAUGGGGGCUUCUUCUUCUGGUCCGUUCUCCUGUUUUGUUGUAUGCAGUAGCUAGCCUGCGUGUUUCUGAACCUACCUACCUGAUGCGCUGUAGCGAUUAGCAUCCUGCCCAAACUGUCAUGUGAUAGAAGAAUUGUAGCUUAAAGCAUCAUGUGCAUCCUACUCUUGUGUUUUCUUUCUUGCCUUGGAACCAAACCAAUACAUUUUCUGAAUAAAUCCUGAUGUCGGAGAUGCAAGGGCUUGAGGUAGGUCCUGUUGUAA